UUCAUCUCCAUCCCCAUAUCUCUCCUCACAGCAACAGCAAUGCCCUGGCAAAAGACCUUCCGCCUCCCGGCCCACACGAAGGGCAUGCACCUCGUCACGCGCGACGUCCUGCGCGAGGUCGAGGAAGGCCUGAAGGGCGUCGAGAUUGGCGUGUUCACCCUCAACUGCCUGCACACGAGCGCGGGGCUGACUGUGAACGAGAACGCCGACCCGUCGGUGCGCACUGAUAUGGACAUGGCGCUCGACCGUAUCGUGCCCGAGUCGUUCCCCUGGGAACACACGGACGAGGGGCCAGACGACUCCGUGUCCCACCUCAAGACCUCCCUCGUGGGCAACAGCAUCACCCUCCCCAUCUCCAAGGGCAAGCUCGUCCUCGGUACCUGGCAGGGCAUCUACCUCGCCGAGUUCCGCUACUCUGGUGCCGGGUGGGGCGGGCGCGGCGAGGGGCGCAAGGUGGUCGCGACGAUCCUGCCAUGAGCCAGCCCCAUCACCCACGUACAAUCAUAUAGACUAUGCAUGUGCCUCCCGGCAUGAUGGCUGCUCUCGCAGAUGCUACUGACUCUGUCGCGGUCUAGCCCCCGCCGACGCCGCGCUCCCCUCCACCCGCGCAACCUUUGACGGACCAGCCCGCGCGCACCCCUAUGGCUUGCGCUUGGCGUCGCCGCCCUUGGGCUCCUUGGGCUUGGUCUCACCCUUCGGCUCCUUCGGCUUGCGCUGCUUGCCCGUCUUGUUAAUGGUCACCACGGAGGCUUCGAACUUUGCGCGACCUUCGCCGUUCCAUUCUGCCAACAGCCACGAAGCGCACUCCUCCUUGGUGCCUGACGGGUGGUCGAGCUGCCACACGUUGACGCCGUCGAGGAGCACCUUGAGCAGUGGGCUGGGGCGGAGGUCGAGAAGCUUGAGCACCUCCUUGCCGUCGAGGAGCGGCGCGAGGUCGAUCGCCUCGGGGAGGCCGAGCUCGACGAUGCGCGCCUUGAGCGCGAGGAAGGACUGCAGGAUCGCCUCGUGUUCUGGCGCCCAGGUGCCCUGCCACGUUGGGACGAUGCGCUGCGCAAUAGCCCACACAAAGCUCUGCUGCCAUGGGCGGACAGCCGGGUGCUGGAGCACGACGCCAAUGUCAGACCGGGAGCCGGUUUGGAGCUUCGGGUCGAGAAGAUCCGCCGCCUCGAAGAGGUGCGCGACCGAGUCGGUGAUCGCAGCCGAGAGCUUGAGCGACUCGGCAAUGAUGACGCCGACGACGGGCUUGUCCUUGGUCUUUACCUGAGUGAUCGCGCCGCGGUAUGGGCUCACGGCGGCUGCGAGCCAGAGCAGGGGGGACGAGGUAGACGCAGGAGCCGCCGAGACAAGCUCUUCCCGCUUAAGGAGCACAUCCAGAACCCGGGCAGCGGCGAUCGCCUCUCCGCGCGGGUGCGGCGGCUCAGUCGGCCACAUGUAGAUCGACGAGUGGAGACCGAGGGUGUCGAUGAGCUCGGCCGACCCGAUAGCGUUCUUCUCGAUCAUCUUGUACGUCUCGAUGCCGACGCGCUCGCGGCUGACCUUUGUCCUCAGCGCCGCCUGGAUAUCCUCCUCCUUGAUGGCUGCCGCGACAUCUGGCUGGAUCGUCAAGCCGAAGCGCGAGCUGAAGCGGACUGUACGGAGCACGCGCAGCGGGUCAUCAAGGUACGUCUGGCGCGGGGGGAGUGGCGUGCGGGCAAUCUUCUUCUCCAGGUCGUCGAGGCCGUGGCGCGUCCAGUCCUCCACCUGGCGCGAGUGGACAUUGUAGAACAACGAGUUGAUCGUCAGGUCCCGGCGAAUGGCGUCUUCCUCUGGCGUGCCGAGGCUCACCACCUGGUCAGGUAUCCUACUGUCCGUGUACGUCUCGGACCUGAGCCCGACAAAGUCGCACUCGAGCCCCAUGAUCGUCGUGGUACCCGUCUCGAGGUGCUUGCUCUGGUCGGGGUUGGCCGCCACGCGGCCCACACGGCCAGUGUUCACCUGGCUGUGGUUGUCAUGGAGGAAGUUGACGAACGACUCGGCGAACGCGUACCCGGAUGUUGUCGAGAGGGCGAUAUCGAGGUCGUGAGAAGGGAGCGCGAGGAGCUUGUCCCGCACCCAGCCGCCGGCGAUGCGGCACUCGACUGGCGGCUCGAGCCCAGCGGCAAACUUGUCGAGGAGGGACACAAACUUUUCCUCGUCGUCCGAGAGGCGGAUGGCGCCGGCGGGGCCGAGAAUGGGCCUGGACAUGGGGGAUACUCUUGCUGCUGUUGUGCUUGCAAGACGGUGUAUCGAGCGCAAGGGGGGGAUGAAGCGCAUGCACGGGUUGAAGGAG
This is a messenger RNA of Vanrija pseudolonga, 2308 nucleotides long. It is a transcript of the gene yjbQ, whose product is annotated as UPF0047 protein YjbQ. The coding region runs from base 40 to 477 and encodes 145 amino acids. Gene Ontology annotation, molecular function: ATP binding; protein serine/threonine kinase activity. Gene Ontology annotation, biological process: protein phosphorylation; vacuolar protein processing; regulation of vacuole fusion, non-autophagic. Lineage: Eukaryota; Fungi; Basidiomycota; Tremellomycetes; Trichosporonales; Trichosporonaceae. The transcript has 9 exons. The record is from RefSeq and is a predicted model, not a curated record. Gene Ontology annotation, cellular component: Golgi apparatus; cytoplasm.